Molecule: messenger RNA, 1803 nt
Organism: Agrilus planipennis (emerald ash borer)
Lineage: Eukaryota; Metazoa; Arthropoda; Insecta; Coleoptera; Buprestidae
Product: homeobox protein Hox-B4-like
Exons: 5
Coding region: 320-1234 (304 amino acids)
Biological process (GO): regulation of transcription by RNA polymerase II
Cellular component (GO): nucleus
Molecular function (GO): RNA polymerase II cis-regulatory region sequence-specific DNA binding; DNA-binding transcription factor activity, RNA polymerase II-specific
Source: RefSeq, a predicted model, not a curated record
UCUUCAUAACAUGAAGAAUGUGACAAACAUAGCAACAUGACAAGUUUAUCAUAUUAAGCUGUAACUUAAUGUGUUUCAAUGCACAUUAAAACUCGUUUGCUUCGACUAUUUACUAAUUUCUGCAAGGCAUGUGUCUAUUGGGUAAUCUAUAAAUAAUUCAGUGAAGUCAAAAUUAAACAAAAACGUAUUAAGGGAAGCAACCUCAAUCUUAAUGUGUUCAAAAUAAGGGAGGUAUGUCAAGCAGCUCUGUUUUUGUGUAGGUACAUAAGUAGAUAAUCUAAACUGAACCAAUUUUGUUGACCAGAAGAAGUAAAUAACAAUGGAAGGCUAUAACGUAAACACUAACAUGUUCAACUAUGGCAACUACGAUCCCGAACUUUAUAACCUUUAUCAGACUCCGCUUUUGGACCCGUUUAACACGAGGCCAUCUUCAGUAAGUAGUUAUCAGACAUCUGGAACUCCUAAUUCUGUGGAUGAUUUGUCAGAGCAAUCCCAAUUAGAACAGACAUUUUCUCCAGCACCACAAAGUACUUCCACUGAAGAAACGCAAACGUAUGAAACACAGUGGACACAACCAUUUCUAAAUUCUCAUUAUCAUGGUUAUUAUGCCCAAAACACUGCAGCUAUAGCACCUUACAUGAGAGGAUACUCUCCUCACUGGGCCGCAAUGGGGAAUUACAUAAUGGAACAUCCUUGGUAUCGUUACAAUCAAAAUUAUCUUCCUGUUAGUCUCCAACAGCAAAAUGAUACACCUUCGGAAUCGACUUGGUCAGAUAAUUCUUCAACUUCUACUUUUUCUAUUAAAGGAACAGUAAAAGAGAGUGCUGAUUUAUGUUCGGAAAACCUUGAACCAGAAAAAUUGGUACCCCAAAGUAUUAAACACUUUACAAAUUUACCUACUGAAGUACUGCAAUCUCCAUCAGCACAUUCUUCUUCUUCUUCUUCACCAUCAAUACCUUCAGAUGUUAUUAUGUCACAGCCAAAGAAUGGAAAUACAACAGGCAAUGGGCAAACAAAAGUUUCAGGAAGAACGAAAGGGAAGACCGUAUUCACUUAUGAACAACGUGCAAUAUUGGAGAAGGCGUUUGCAGAAGGAAAUUGUUAUUUAGCAAGAAAUAAAAGAAUUUUACUUGCUAAACAAUUAAAGGUAGAUGAGAGAAAUGUAAGGGUUUGGUUUCAAAAUAGGAGGGUGAAGGCAAAACGAGAAAGAGAAAGAAAAUUGCCCAUUUCAUAGAUAAUUCCAAAGUUGAACAUUCUCCCGCAUCUAGCCGCAGUUGUCCUAAAACAUGGUCCUAAAAGUUCUGAGACGGUGGCUUCUUAUGAAACUAAAAUCAGUCAGCCAUUGGACGAUUUCGGGGACAAACCCUUUAAUUUAUAGUAAUAUUUUGUGUCGUUUGAUAGUAUGUAUCUGUUAUUCAAUAGUUUAAGGGUAGUGUGUUAUUAUAGUGUAUUACAAAAAAAUGUAAUUUUAUUGACCAAAGAAAAUAAUAAGUUAUGGAGUGUAUAUACAUCUAUAUACAUACAACCUGUCAAAGGGUAGCAGAGCUAAAAUAUUUAAUAUAAUAUUAUUUGUAGGUAUAUGACCAAGUGAAAUAAUCAUCUGACUGUCAUACUUUGUUCCUUAUUAUGCAUGUUGAUAUAACCUAGACAUAAGCAUUAUUAUUUUUAGACAUAAAGUAUAAUAUGAUGUAGUAAAUUAUUUAGGUACCUAAUUUUUAAUGUGUUUUUUGAAACAAAACGUAUUUCUAAGUAGUAUUACGCUUAUAUUGUAACUUUAAAAAAUUAAAAUUUUAUAAAGUAAAA